ACAGCUGCCCAAUUAGAGAAUGACAGUAGGUUUUGGUAUAAAUACGAUUGUCCAAUCGUGGAUUGGGCAACAGUACGCUUUGCGACAACCGACGUGUGCAGACCAUUUCUGAAUAAGUUCUUCCCUUGCAAAUUUAUAAGAGACGAGAAAAUGUUCAAACUGGUGGCACUCUUUUUAUUCGUUAACGCCGUUGUAGGCAAAGUGACCGAAAAGCCUAAUGUCUCGGAUGCCGUAGAAGACACCGAAUUUCACUUGAUCCCAACACUGCAGGCCACUUCGAUAAUCCAGGAACCCACUUUGGCCAAAGUGGGCGAUUUGAUUCACAGUGUACCCACCGCUGUUUCCCAUCAGAGUUCGACCAUAGUUCACGAUCGCGCCAAUGUAGUCUCGCCGAUUGUAGCACCAGCAAUUAAGACUCAUAUCACUCCGGUUAUCAACUCGUACGUUUCGGCACUGGCACGUUCUUAUCCCAGCUUCUAUCCGUAUAGUUACUAUUAUGACUUCCAUCCUUAUACCUACAAGACUAUCUACUAAGCUUGGAUCGAUCGUAAAGAAUGUACCAUAAGCAUAAAAUUAUUGAAGUCUCGUAAGAAAUUGACUAUUAUGACAUAAACUCUUAUUAAAAAUAAAUGCUUUUAAGAC
This is a messenger RNA of Bactrocera dorsalis (oriental fruit fly), 642 nucleotides long. RefSeq lists its product as uncharacterized. The transcript is spliced from 2 exons. Lineage: Eukaryota; Metazoa; Arthropoda; Insecta; Diptera; Tephritidae. Bases 151 to 534 code for a protein of 127 amino acids. The record is from RefSeq and is a predicted model, not a curated record.